Molecule: messenger RNA, 1152 nt
Organism: Labrus bergylta (ballan wrasse)
Lineage: Eukaryota; Metazoa; Chordata; Actinopteri; Labriformes; Labridae
Source: RefSeq, a predicted model, not a curated record
AUGCAGCACUUCUUUGGCUUGCCUCCAAGUGGAGAGCUGACAAACGAGACUCUGGCGGUGAUGAGGAGGCCGCGUUGUGGUCUGUCGGAUGUGGAGCGAUUUGAAGAGACAAUUCGCUGGAAGAAGAACACGCUCAGCUACAGGAUCGCUGGCUAUAACUUUCCCAUCCCGGCCUCAAAGGUUCACAAAGUGUUCAGAGCAGCCUGGAAGAUCUGGUCCAAUGUUGCACCCAUGAAAUUUCGCAAGAGGAACAGGAAAGAGGCUGAUAUCGUCAUCUCCUUCCACAAUGGAGAUCAUAAGGACGGCUCACCUUUCGAUGGGAAAGGAGGGAUCCUGGCUCAUGCCUUCCAGCCCGGCUAUGGUAUCGGAGGAGACGUUCACUUUGAUGCUGAUGAAGAGUGGAGCUUCAAUUCUACUGGCUUUAACCUGUUAGCUGUAGCAGUCCAUGAAUUCGGCCAUGCACUCGGCCUUCCCCACUCGUCUGACCUCGGAGCGAUCAUGUACCCUGCGUACAACUUCGCCCCCACUCAUGAGCUCCAGCUCUCCUUUCGUGAUGUCAAAGAUGUCCAAAACAUGUAUGGUGUAAGUCCCAAUUUUGAUUCACUGUUCUCAAAAAACCCUCCCCCAAGAACACCCGACAAAUGUGAUCCAGAUUUAUCAUUUGACGCAGUAUCAGAACUACAACAGGAGGUCCUCUUCUUCAAAGACAGAUUUAUGUGGCGCAGACAUCCUAAAUUUGAUGAGACAGGAAUGACCUUGAUCAGCAGUCUGUGGCCCGACAAUGUACCUUCUUACCUGGAUGCCGUUUAUGAGAAUGUGGAGAGGAAUGUUAUUGUGUUUUUCAAAGGUCAGAAAUACUGGAUCCUGAGGCAACUAAAACUUGAAGAGGGAUUUCCAAGAAACAUCUCAGACUUUGGAUUCCCUUACACAAUAAAAUCUGUAGACGCUGCUCUUCACUUCAGGAAUAAACGCCUCACCGUGUUCUUCACUGGAAAACUGUGUUGGAGAAAAAGAUUUGUGCACCUCUUCAAGGGAAAUAUUCACUACGAGUUCGACUCACUCUCCAAAAGUGUUGUCUCCACCGGCCCUCUUAACAACGAGCUGGACUGCAGGGAGAUGGGGGACAAUGAAGUCCUGCCUGAGAGGAGAUAA